Molecule: messenger RNA, 816 nt
Organism: Caenorhabditis briggsae
Lineage: Eukaryota; Metazoa; Nematoda; Chromadorea; Rhabditida; Rhabditidae
Exons: 4
Coding region: 1-816 (271 amino acids)
Source: RefSeq, a predicted model, not a curated record
AUGAACGGAACCCUUGUUGACAACAGAUUCAAAGUAACUCACUUCGCCGGAGACUGGCACGGCGAAAAGUGUUAUUACGCAGAGGAUUUGAAAGACGGCCAGCCUGUGAUGCUGAAAGUCUUCUCCCCUACCGAUUCUCGCAUUCAAGCCCACAUUCAACUCCUCACGGAAUGCGCUGGAACAAAGGGAAUUCCACAUCUCGUUGCUCGCUUCCAAUUGCUGGACCACGAAUUCAUUGCGCAUGAUCACAAAGGCGUUCGCUUUGCCAGAAUCCUCAACGACCGAUUCUUCAGGAUUUCUAAAGAAAACACUACUCGUGUCGGGACUCGUCUUCUCCGGAUUCUACACGCGAUGCACAUGAAAGGAUUCGUCCAUCGCGACGAGCUGCAAGUUGGAAUGAGCUACUUCGCUCACGCGGGACACAUCGAUACUCCGCCAACCAGCAAGCCAGUUCUGCAAGGACCCUAUCAAAGUUUGAGUGCGACGAACGGAGGAGCGUAUGGUCGCGUUGACGACUACAUUUCCGUAGUCAUCAUCAUGAUGGCUUGCCAGAUGGUGCGUCCUUUAGACUACAACACCAACAACCAUUUGACACAUAUUCAGAAGAAGGAAGUCUUCAAUCCUUAUGAUGCCCUGACACCGGAAACGAUGUGGCUAGGUGACAUCUAUCUGAUGCUCGAGGAAAUGCGUGUAUCCAACUCUUUCCGUCACCUGGAGAUCAUGUGCGCGAUGUCUCGAGCUCAUCCCGGAUUUGAUCCAAACACUCCUAUCACCUACCACUACGAUCAGCAAAACGGUCAUUUAUUGAUUGACUGA